Eimeria tenella is the source of this 330-nucleotide messenger RNA. RefSeq lists its product as uncharacterized. The transcript has a single exon. NCBI's taxonomy places the organism in Eukaryota, Apicomplexa, Conoidasida, Eucoccidiorida, Eimeriidae. The record is from RefSeq and is a predicted model, not a curated record. Bases 1 to 330 code for a protein of 109 amino acids.
AUGUGGAGGCCUCUAAAAGCGGCAGAUGGCCCCAGAAGCGACAGCAGCAGCAGUGCAGCAGCAGCAGCAGCAGCAGCAGCAGCCGGACAGCAGCUGCAGCAGCGCAGUACCAACAGAAGCAGCGCAGCAACAGCAGCAGCACUGCAGCAGCAGCAGCAGCCACGUAGCAGCAGCAACAGCGCAGCAGCAGCAGUAGCGCAGCAGCAGCAGCAGUGCAGCAGCGCAGCAGCAACAGCAGCAGCAGCGCAGCUGCAGUGGCAGCAGCAGUGGCGCAGCAGCAACAGCAGGAGCGAAGCAGCAGCAGCAGCAGCACAGCAGCAGCAGCAUUAG